GUUCCUUCGUUCUAUUCGGAGAGCGUGGGUCGUCCUAUGUUCCACCCGACUUGCGAGCGUAUCUAUUGUUUUGCUCGUUUUCUCCUGCAGUCUCUUGGAGCUUUUUGUAUGUCCAGACGGGUCACGAACGGUGUGCGCUCCUCCUGCGUGUUUAUUCUCGUAUUUGUCUUCUGAGCCGAUCACAAGAGAACUCUCGAAACAAAGAUGAAAAAUGCAGCCCGUUUAUUCCAUCCCCAUCCUCCAUGAUCAUGAUGACACCGUUGUCCAGCGUUGCCAGUGUCCGACCUCUCGGAGUAGUCGUCCUCCUCACUAUGAGGAGUGCCUUAUUGCUGCUUGCGGCUGCCACGCAACUAGCACGCGCAGCAAAAUGGGGCGCCGCGGUUCCAUCCAACGGGCGAUCACGUGACGUCAGUCUGAGUAAUUUAACACUACCAACCCCCGGCGCCACGUCUCCAGCUGCGCUGGAGCGACCGAGCAUUUUCUCCGCUUCCAAGACCCCGAGCCUGUGUUCCUCGCGCAGCUCCCCUACGCGAGGAGAAGACAGUGAAAUAAAUGGUGAUACCAUUAUGGAAGACGACCUUCUAGAUCUUGGUCGGGCUUCUGUUUCUGACGUGACUUCUAGGACAGCACUGGGCGCGGCGCGGGAUGCUGCAUACGGAGCUGCACAAGGGGCAGCAAAUGACCGAACGCAGGCACCGUCCUCUGCAGAAAACGACGACGAGGACGACGACUCCUUGAUAUCAAUCGAGGCAGUUAGCACGGAAGAUGCUGAAGAUACCCAGCCCCACUUGUUCCGAAAACAGUGGACGCUUCCGCGCUGGCUAAUUGCUAUCCUUGGCAGGUGGAAAAAACUUCUGGGUCAGGAAAGUGAAGCUGAUUCUUCUAGGCCUGCAGAAGGCGAAGUUACAAAACGCGUUCGCCGGCGCGGGAUCUUGAUCUUUCAACAAACUACAAGAUGGUAGUUGAUAACGCACCGAAUAGCAACAGCGAAAGGAACGAUCGCAAAUAGCCCAACUAUCUCUAAAGAUCCUGACUCAGAUUUGUUUUCCAUGCACAGCGCCAGAAAAUGACGCUCUUGGUACGUUUCAGGCACAGGCGCAACAUUGGCUAGAACGAGAUGUCGGAGCUGCUCCAGCAGGAGCUUGCUCGGGAACGAACGAUGCCCACCUCCGCGCAGAUCAGAGUGCUACGGCCACCAAAAAGGUUAUCCGCUUCGAGGAGCAAUCCGAACUCGCAGUGGAGGUUUGGGACCUGGUUUUCACCUACGCAGCCCGCGCCCGGCACCUGCCCCCGCUGUUCUCCAUCAGAUCCCACUUACUCCAAACGGAGGAGCACAGGGAAGUACAGCAGCUGUCGCACUUGCUCUUCGAUCUGCUGCAGUACCGCUGCAUCGACUCGCUGGAAAAAGUGAGACAGCAAGCGCGAUUGGUGAUCGCGAGACGGGUGCGGAGGAAGCUUGGGAUAGGAGGGCAAGAGCUCUUCGACACCGUCGGGAAGGAUAAUGAUCAAAAUGCAGAGCAGACCACGAGAACAUCAAAUGGGGAGAGCCUCGUGGUGGCCGCACCAGCGGAAAGCCGUCGCUCUGGCUCAUCGCCACUUUCAUCGACCACCCGCACUUCGUCCACGGAGUGGUCUCAUUUGGAUCCACGCACGCAGAACGAGGAGUGGUUGAAAGAGGUUCUGGCAGGCUCAGCAUUCGUGCACGAGGUAAAGGAAAGAGCGAGGCAGUUGAAGACGAGAGGUCGGCCUGUCCAUGUUGUCCCGUGCAGCUCGCAUCCUUCAGUAGUUGUUGGGCCCCAGAAUACGCCACAGGCUGCGCCACACGGACAGUCUCUGGCUCUCCACCUUGCACCCGCCCAGCGAGACGCCUCUGUGCGAGACGCCGCUCAAACCACGACUACACCAGGUACGCGCAUUUCCAGCUGCUCUUUGGCCAAUUUUCUCGCGGAAGAAAUGUUCUACCACGAGGAGCAUGUCCGCACCAUGGCAGCAACGGUAAAACUCGAAGGACUGCGUUGGUUCGACGAGGAGAUCAUCCGUACUGCUGGAAGACGCCCUCCUAUAGAUGACGAUGAAUCAUGCCAGCGUGCAGGCCGCUGCAAUAACGAACACCCUUCCCUCCCAACAGGAAAAAACAGCAACAGAAGUUCUCUCGUCGACAGCACGACCAGCCUCAGCAAGACAAGUGAGCGGAGCGCCUGGACUUUUUACGAGCAGGUGCCGAAAUACUUGCUACUACUGAAGACGGUCGACUUCAGCGCGAGCAGCACCGGCGCCGAGCUGUCUUUCGGCGCGCAGCUACUCCUUGCCGUCGCGGACGGGAUUGCGAAAUGGAAGGAUGAUAAACAUAACAAUUCCUCCAGUAGCGUGUAUCUGAGUGGUUUCUUCGCGAUUCAGUAUUGGAAAAAGUUCAGCGAGGUGUGGAAGGCCGACUCUUUGUUUCUGAGUCAGGAACUGCUGCAGGUUGUCGUCUUGCUAGUGGUCCGACAUCCGUCUGUUUUGACGCAGUUGGUAAACACGUCCUCGCUGCCCGGGCCGCUUGAUUACGUCGGAAGGGCAUCAAGCGCAACUACAAGGGUUCCUGCUGGGGUGCAGUCUUCCUCACCUUCCGCUACGUCUGAAGAUGUGCAGGAGCAUCUUUCCAAGAAUUCUCCCAGGACACAGAGCGAGCAAGACAAAGUGGAGAAUGAGGAAAAAAAGCAUAGACCGCUGCAGUACUUGAGGAACAAAUUCUGGGAAGCGGGCGUGCGACAGAACGAAGAGCUGUGGCACCAGCUACACCAGGAACAACUGCGCACGACCUUUCCUCCAGGCGACCCUGUGGAUAAAAUUUUUUUCGGCCUGGAAUUUGUCGCGAAAGUUUUCCAGGAAAUACAAAAGAUCGACAUGCAGGCCGGCAGGUUGGACGAGCGAUUUAUCGUGCCCGGUGACGCUGUCGGAUUUUUGAAUCGGGUGAAGGUUGCGACCUCGACGCCGCAGCCAAGCACCGCGCAGCUUUCAUCCCGAAAGCAAGUUUUUCCGGACGGGGAACACAAAGUGAGAAAGCCAAGCUUUCUAGCACGCGCUUUGGCAAAAAGCAAGCCCGGGGGCGAUGAUUUUGGGGCGGAAAGAUUGUACCCAACGAGGAUGGUGCAACUAACAGGAGAUGAAAAAUGGGAGCAGCGGUCGUUUGGUGCGUUAACAACAACAUCACCGUCGAGCUCUUGUAGCACGGCCUGUAGCAGCACAACUGAAACUGCGGCUCCUGAAUCCGACGACGGCGCGGCAACAGGUGCAGCAACCUCCGCCCACCGCAGCCGCAGCUGGCCCCUGAGAUUUGUCGAUGUGUCCUAUUUCUACACGACCGAGAAUGAUCACCAUUCUGCUCCAACAGGUAGUAGUGCAGCCUUCUCCGAGGUAGACACAGAUAGCUGCGCCCGUGGUCCUGAGUGUGGUGAAGCUGGAGUUUCUGAUCAUCCCGGGCUCUCUACUUCAUCAGACGCGAAGCAAGUGUUCCUGUCAGCAAUGACACAGAGACGGCACGCCUUGCAGAAGCUGUAUGACCUGGUGGCGCAGCCUUUCAUACAGGUGGGUGGCGCUAGUACUCCUCGUCGUGACAUCUUCAAUCCGACCGGGGGUAGUGACGACGUUGACCACGCAUCGAAAGACGACAGCCAGCAGCAACCUCCUGAUUAUUCCACCGUCCGCCGGUGCAAGGAACGAGGAAGGAAGAACCUUUUCGAACUGUCCGCGGGACUCGUGUCUCUUUGCCCUUCUGUGUUGGAAGAGCAGAGCUACGUGUUAGUUGGGAAAGAUCAACUUCAACUGGCACCCGCACCAGCGAACAACAAAAUCAAGCUCUACAGCGAAAACUACAGCGCAUACUUUUCGCACUACUGGCACGAGGUUGCUAGUUCUUCGGAGUGGCACGAGUUGCUUAAUGUGGCAUUAGCCGCCCGGAAGACAGGGGAAGAGAGGCCGUUUGUUGUUUUUCAAUCGCUGGAUAGAAGUUGUAGACCUUGUGACGGCCGCGCCAGUAGUCAGCAAGAAGAACGCGAGGCUGCGGCAGGUGCACCUGCAACACCAGACAGGUUCGGACGAGUAUAUCAUCGAAUAAAAAGCGGACCUCCAAAAGGCUCUUCCGGGGAUUGCUCUGGCGAGAUGAUGGCAGUGCCGCCUGCAGCAGCGCCACACUCUUGUUCUACUGCUCCCACCUCCGCGCAAGGGCUACUACAUGUUUGGAGGCUUAAUCUUUUUCACUUCUAAGGAGCGCUGUGCUAAGAUGAAAAUGAAAAAAGAGAAAGAGUUGCUCAUUGAUCGAGUGCAGUCUGACAGCGAUAGCGCACCACAAGAAUUAGAAUACUAAUAGUUCCUAAAUUAUAGUAUAGACCCCGCAGUUGGGUACAUCAUCUUCAAUCACUUCGACAUGACCCGGGUCAAGGACCGCGGGCAUGAACUGUCGCAGAAAUUUUCUGCGUACGUGACAGAAGAGGAGCUCCGUGAAGCUGCAGACAGAUUCCAAUGCCGCGGCGGGUUUUUGCCUUGGAAAGAUUCCUGUUCGGCGGAAACGUACUUUUCGAAAUUUUGAUGAUGCUUCUGGUUUUCAAGAAACAACACGACUGCCAACUGUCAACCCAUAAUUCUGUUUUAUCGCCAGGGUGACACGACACUGACUCAAUUAAAGCAAUGGAAGGUAACACAGUUCUGCUACUCUGAGUGUUUGAAGAAACUAGAACCACUGACAUUUUGCUUUUUUGAGA
This is a messenger RNA of Amoebophrya sp. A120, 4739 nucleotides long. The record is from the annotation of a GenBank genome assembly. NCBI's taxonomy places the organism in Eukaryota, Dinophyceae, Syndiniales, Amoebophryaceae.